Molecule: messenger RNA, 1533 nt
Organism: Xenopus tropicalis (tropical clawed frog)
Lineage: Eukaryota; Metazoa; Chordata; Amphibia; Anura; Pipidae
Product: vomeronasal type-2 receptor 26-like
Exons: 4
Biological process (GO): G protein-coupled receptor signaling pathway
Cellular component (GO): membrane; plasma membrane
Molecular function (GO): G protein-coupled receptor activity
Source: RefSeq, a predicted model, not a curated record
AUGGAUGAUGACACUGGGCACAGGGCCAAUAAGAGGCUGCAAGAAGCAAUGAGCAAAGAUGGUGUCUGUUUGGCCUUCCUCAUUAUACUCAGAGAUGUGUCUGAAAUUGAUCUGGAAUAUCUCACAGAAAUUAGAGGAAUAAUCUACAGAAGCUCGGCUAAGGUGGUCAUUCUUUUUCUCAGUUCAGAAAGUGCUGACUAUAUUUCUGUUUCAUUUGAGGAUUUCAAAAUUCCUCAUAAAAUAUGGAUUGCAACCUCAUCUGUCUCCCGUAUAGUUGAGCUGAAAUAUUUACCGACAUUAGCAGCUCUCAACGGCACUUUGCUAAAUGCAUUGAUGCCACAUGUGACAUUCAGAACUUCUUCUGGGGACAAAAUAUACUUUAAAGACAAUGGAGACCCACAAGCCCGUUAUGAUAUAGUGAAAUGGUACUUCUUCAACACAACAAACAUUAAAAGCAUAAAGGUUGGAAGCUUUGACACAUCCAAAUCUGAUGGGAAACUAUUUGUCAAUGACAGCGCCAAUCUCUGGAGCCCACACUUUUCUGAGCCACAGUUUGUCCAUUCUCGCUGUAGCGAGCCCUGUAAGCCUGGAUUCAGGAAAGCUAAAGUAGAAGGGGCGCCAAGUUGCUGUUAUACCUGUGUACUGUGUGCCGAAGGGGAAAUGUCUAACAUAACAGAUACCCAGAGUUGUACGAAAUGCUCUAAAUAUGAAAAGUCAAACACUGGAAGAGAUAAUUGCAUCCCAAGGGAUAUAAAUUGCCUUUCCUAUGGGGACCAACUGGGCGCUACUUUAUCCUCUAUCUCUGUAAUAUUCUCCGUCACUUGUGCUGUAAUCCUGGGAAUCUUUAUAAAGUACCGCGAGACUCCUAUAGUGAGAGCCAACAACCGAUAUCUCAGCUGUCUCCUCCUCAUCUCUCUCAUGAUGUGUUUCCUCUGCACUUUAUUAUUCAUUGGGCGCCCAACUCAGAUAUGUUGUCUCCUCCAACAAGUAACAUUUGGGAUUGUAUUUACUAUUUCUGUUUCUUCUGUGUUGGCUAAAACUCUCACAGUUAUUAUUGCCUUCAAUGCCACAAAGCCUGGGAGCAAGCUGAAGAAGUAUGUAGGAACCCAACUGGCCAUCAUAUUAGUCAUUGUAUGUUCUUUUGGUGAGAUUAUAAUCUCUGCUGUGUGGUUGGCCUCUAAUCCACCAUUUCCAGAGGCUGAUACUCUCUCUGACCCAGACUAUAUUAUUCUGCUCUGCAAUGAAGGGUCAGGCUUUUUCUUCUUCUGUAUAAUUGGAUAUAUAGGAACGUUGGCCCUACUAAGUUUCAUUGCUGCAUUUCUAGCCAAGGAUUUCCCUGACCGAUUUAAUGAGGCUAAAAACAUCACUUUCAGUAUGUUGGGGUUCUGUAGCGUGUGGGGGGCAUUUGUCCCUGCAUACCUGAGCAGUAAGGGCAGUAGAAUGGUGGCAGUUGAGAUAUUUGCCAUCUUAUCCUCCAGUGCUGGGUUAUUGGGCUGUAUAUUCAUUCCCAAGUGCUAUAUCAUAUUUCUAAGG